Schistocerca cancellata (South American locust) is the source of this 1792-nucleotide messenger RNA. RefSeq names its product hepatocyte nuclear factor 1-alpha (gene Mst84Da). The coding region runs from base 60 to 992 and encodes 310 amino acids. The transcript has 5 exons. The record is from RefSeq and is a predicted model, not a curated record. Lineage: Eukaryota; Metazoa; Arthropoda; Insecta; Orthoptera; Acrididae.
ACAUUGCAGAAACCGUGCGCUCUGUCUGAUCAUAUUGAAGUCAGAGCGUCUUUUCGCAUAUGUCACAGCAAAUGGUUGCCGUUGCGGGGCCCAGCGGCGUGAACCCACGCCGACGAAAGCUAGUCGACCAAGAUGUUCCUCGUGAAUUGCGCACAAAAAGGGCUAAACGAGCGCGUAUUGCUCGUCGCCAGCGCCGACAGCGUAUGAUUGAAGAGGAGGAAGAGUACCAACAGCUUGUACUUUUCUGGAUAAGAGUCAUCCAGUACUUCAUGAAUAAGGCCGCAAGAGCAAAAGAAACAACAGAAUCAGCCACAGCGUCAGAGUCCGGCCCGUCACCAGGUUGCGGCCCAUCACCAGGUUGCGGCCCAUCAUCAGGUUGCGGCCCAUCAUCAGGGUGCGGCCCAUCAUCAGGGUCCGGCCCAUCAUCAGGAUCUGGCCCAUCAGUGUCUGGCCCUUUGUCAGCAUCCGGUCCUUCUUCACUGUCCGGUACUUCGUCAGUGACAUUGCAGUCAUCGGUGGCAUCACAGGCAUCACAAAAUGAUCCAGAGCAGUGUGCAUUGGCGGCAUUGGCACCAUCAGCGGCAUCGGCACCAUUGGCGGCAGCAGCAGCUGAACAGCCCAAGACAUCAGCUGAACCACCACUACCGCCAAUAUCAACACAGCCACCAGCACAACCAGCAUCUCUUCCAGAUACAGCACCAUUAGCACCACUGUCGCCAGCAUCUGCACCCUCUACUGCAGUACCAAAUGAACAGAUCAUCAUCUCCGCAGUGCCGAAAUUGCCGUUUCUAGGUGAAAAUGCAGGCAGUGCUGAUGUGGUGUUGGCGCAGGGAUCUGACGAAGAGCUGAUUGUGGAAUAUGACGAUUCCAUACCAUUGUUCGAGAGCGAUACACAUGAUAUGUACGUGAUCGUGGAUGAUUCAGAUUACACCUUCGAAUUGCCCUUUGAGUGUAUGGAGAGUGGCAGAUAUGCUGCUGAAGCAUAUAUGUGAAUUAUUCUCAUCCUCAACUGAAUAUCUUAUACCUUAUGUGUUUUACUAUUAUCAAUUAUUCAUAAAUAUAAACAUUUUAUUGCCUAUCAUAAUAUAGAAAUAGUGUCUUGUAUAACCUAUCAUGUAGUAGUGGGAAAUAAAGUACUUUCACCCCCUAUUUGUAGUCACUGUAAACGACCAACUGAGACUUGGGUUACCUUAUAUGGUGGCUGCGGACUGUGUGACGAAGGGGAUGUGCCCGAACCCCCACAACCACUCACUUGUUAGUUGUGCUCUGUGGAAUGCUGUUGUAUGCGCAAUGCGUGAUGUGUCCUCGGUUUGGCACAGCUACUCCUAGAGUUGAGACUCACGUACGAACCGGCAGCAACACGCACGCCGCGUCUGUCCAGCCACCAGGUAAGAUAACGUUAAGACUCAGCAGGUCUCCUGUCGAUUGCACCUGUCUUCUUCUGCAGGCUGUGCACCAAUGUGAUUAGAAAAAAAAUUAAACGGCAACCUGCUUUCAAUUUAUCUAUGUAGUAUAUAUGGUCAAAAGUAAACAGAUCUCAUACUAACCCUAGCAGUAUCAAGGCAUUUUCCAUUAUGCACAUUACCAAGGGGGUAUGAAGGUUACUUUAUCCCCCCCCCCCCCCAGAGGAAGUUACAAAACAGAGUUAGUUAAUUCCUAUAGACUUGUACUAACAUACUUUUUAAAGAGGUAUUGAUGUGUAAGUAGGCUGUAGAACCUGAAAAUUUCUGUUAACUCAGUCUUAGCAACAUUGAGUUUUCAGUAAAGUGUACUACCCUGCUUGGGGUACUUA